This is a messenger RNA of Drosophila subpulchrella, 4981 nucleotides long. RefSeq names its product protein sprouty (gene sty). The transcript is spliced from 2 exons. Gene Ontology annotation, cellular component: cytosol; membrane. Gene Ontology annotation, biological process: multicellular organism development; negative regulation of MAP kinase activity; negative regulation of fibroblast growth factor receptor signaling pathway. Bases 1373 to 3157 code for a protein of 594 amino acids. The record is from RefSeq and is a predicted model, not a curated record. NCBI's taxonomy places the organism in Eukaryota, Metazoa, Arthropoda, Insecta, Diptera, Drosophilidae.
CUCGUGACGAGCGGUUGCCGCGAUUGCCGCGUUCGCUGUCUUUCCGAUUUCCUCAAAAAUCAAGCCACUUUUUUGUAUAAAACUACAACAUUUUUUUUCGAAGCAACCACAACGAUUAAACAAAACAAGCAACAAUAGCCUGCUAAACAAAACAAUUCACAACCAAGACGCGUCAAACAACAACCCAUAUAUAUUUCUAUAUAUAUAUAAAACAACCAAUCACUUGAAAUUAUUGUGUGUGGUGAAAAGUGAGUGUUUAUUUUUGGGAAAUUCAAAUAGAAAUAGAAAUAGUUUACCAAACCAAUCGCUUCCAAUGGAAAUCAUGUGCCUAAAAAUGCAAAUCGCCCGAAGAAAAUCAACAAAGUCUAUUUAAAACAUAAAAAAAAAAGUCCAACACAGGCCAAUCAAAUACAAAACGUGUUGGGAAAAAGUCAAAUAACAAAAAAAGAAAAAAAAAAGUACGACAAAUACAAAAUCAAACAACAACAGUCUCUCGCGCACACAAAUAUUUUUAUAUUUUUAUAUAUAUAUAUGUACAUAUAUAAAAUUGCAUAAAAAUAUUUUUUACUCAAGACAACGACGCACACACACGCAGCGACGAGAUACACAGAUACAUUCGCCGCUCGCACACACGACGACGUGGCCCCCGCUUUCAGUGUGUUGGUGUAUCUGUGUGUGAUUGUGCGACGCCAGCGUCGCUGCUCCAACAACAAAAGCGGCAGCAGCAGCAGCAACAACAACGACAGCAACAGCAGCAACAACAACAACCAUACCGCCGGUCGCCAAGUUGAUUAUUAUUAUUUUUUUGGCACGCCAAAAACCCAGCGCAUAUAAUAAUACGAGGUUGGCAAAAAUAAUAACAAAAUCAAACAUCGUCGCCGGCGUCGUUUUUGUGUUAAUUAAAUUUACUUUUGUGAAUGAAAUGCGAAAGAAAGCAAAGCGAAAAAUCAUCUUUAAUAAAUGCUAAAUAAAACCAGCAGUCGCGAUCGCGAGUAAGAAUUUGAAGAACCCCCUCCAAAAAUCGCCUUUGGAUUAUACCCAAAAAAAAAAAAAAAAUAAACCGACAUCAUUUUGGAUACUCCUCAAAAAAUUAAGGAUUACACAACAUUUAUGGUGAUUAAUUACGGAAUUUGUACCACGGAUUGCUUUUGAAAAUCAAUAAGGCAAUCUGAUAGAGCUGGCUGAAUCUGCAAAAGGAUGAAGGCAAAUCGAGCUGAGUCCGGGCGCAGCAACUACGAUCGGCGGCAUUGAGGAUCUCCGAUCCGGAUCUCGAGGUGGGGGAGCGAUCUCGAUCUCGAGGUGGAGCGACGAGCGGCUGAGGAGCGGAAGUGGAGGAGUGCAGCUGGGGGAGGAGUCCUGGUUACAACACUACAUGGAUCGCAGAAAUGGCGGCGAUCCCUUGGCGCCACCCCGGCCCCCGAAGUUAUUACCGCGCGUGCAUCGACCAAGGGCGCCGGAGCCGACGUUGAGUGGUGUCGACCAUCAUCAUCCAUCAUCAGUGGGAGCCACUGCAUCAUCUGUAUCAUUUGCAGCACCUGCAACAGCAAUCCAUAACAACAAUUCACAGCAGCAACUUAGUAUUAGCGCCGUCGCGAGCAACAACAACAACAACAACAAUACGAUAUCAAUAAUACCCGCAUCGCCGACCGACUUCGACGACUAUCAGAUCCACCACCUGACCUUUCUGCCCCAGCGACCCAGCAGCCUGAGCCGCAACAGCAGUACGGCCUCCUCGACGACGGCCACGGGGUUGAGUGUUUCGGGAUCGGGUUCGGUUUCGGGAUCAUCCUCGAGCUUCACGAGGCGACGACCGCCGGCACCCAUACCGCUGGUCAGCACCAACAACCACAACAACAACAACAACAACUUCCUUAGUCAUUUCCAAAGCGCUGAGCCGGUGAGCAACGCUCUGGGCCAGCCGCCCGCCUCCCCCGUCACGCUGGCGCAACCGCGACCCGAAUCCGAAAGGCUAACCAACGAGUAUGUGGACACGCCGCUGCAACAUGCGACGCGGUCGCAGCAUCCGGCUGGCCAGCAGGAUAAUGGCCAGACGACCACCCACCACCUGUUGCUGCUGCCCCAGCGGAAUCAGCACUUGCACCUGCAACAACAUCAGCAGCAGCAGUUGCAACAGCAACAGCAGCAGCAGCAGCAGCAACACCUGCAACUGCAACAGCAGCAGCAGCAACAUGCGCGACUGGCGACGACGACGACGCAGGCGACGUCCGUUGGCAGCGACCACACCGAUGGCUUACUACAUUCGCACCUGCAACACAGCACCGCUAACAAACCACCCGCCUCGAAGCAGCCAGCACCACCACCCACCAGAUUGGGCCUGGGCCUGGGUCUGAGCCAGCCCAUCAUCACCAAGCAGCCGGGAGUUGGGACGCAAAAGGAGCACAUGCAUGCGCUGGAGGAGCUGCUGCAGACGGGUGGCAAUGGCGGCGGCGGCGGCGGACCCCUGGUGAUGACCGGCGAUCCCAGCCAGCAGAAUCCCAUAGUGUGUCCGCGUUGCGGCCGGUGCCGGUGCGAGCAGUGCCAGAGCCCCAGGCCGCUGCCCCAGACGUGGGUGUGCAACAAGACGUGCCUGUGCAGCGCCGAGUCGGUCAUCGACUAUGCCUCCUGCCUGUGCUGCGCCAAGGCCCUGUUCUACCACUGUGCCCGGGACAAUGACCUGGACUGCGACGAUGGCAAUGGCACACCGUGCGUGGACAAUCCCUGCUCCUGCGGCCCAUACAAGCGAACCCAGCGCUGGGGCUGGCUUGGUGCCCUGUCGAUCUUCCUGCCCUGCCUGUGGUUCUACUGGCCCAUGAGGGGCUGCAUGAAGCUGUGCGAGAAGUGCUAUGGGCGAUUCGCGGGACGUGGCUGCCGGUGUCAGGGCAUCGGCAUCGGUGGUGGCCAUGGCAUGGGAGCGGGUGUGGGAGGAGGAGCCGGUGGCAUUGGUUCCACCAGCAGCAUGCUGCCCAUUGUGCCGCUGGGCGUGAAUGGCAGCGGGCUGGGCAGCGGGGUAAGCCUCUCCGGCGGCAUCACGGAUGGCGGUCUCAACCAGAGCAAUGGCAAGGCCAUGGAGCAUGGAUGCAGUGCCGCCAGGAGCAUCCUGCGCAAGGGUGACCUCACACCGGAGAAGCGGCUCCUGGACUCCAGUCCCGAUUACUAAGGAGGUGGUUCCCCCAUCCGCUUCUUCUUGUGCCCGGUUUUUUCCGCGAGCAAAAACCCUCAGGCACAAAAGAAUGGAUCGUGAACACCAUACCCCAUAUAUAUAUACGGAAAAUAUUUAAUAUAUGAUUUAAAAGGAUAUAUAAAAAAAAGGAGGAAAGAUAGAAAGAAAGAAAGAAAGAAAAAUUAAAUAACCAAAGACUGCAAACAGAUAAUUAUUAAUUAUUAGAAAUGUUAUUUAAAAAAUAAUUUUUGCUUAAAAAUACAAAAACGAGUGGCGACGAGUGGAAGGAAUAAAAUAAUGAAACUGACGAAACGACGAAUGCGAUUAGGAAUUAUUUUUCGAACGAUUUUUUUGUAUUAUUUGAUUUUGUUUUUACUUGCUUAAUUAACUCUUCAGUUCAAUGUUCAAUUUCUAAGUCAAAUUCUUACUUUAUAAACAUAAAUAGUUGUAUGCGAAAUAAUUCCAAUGAAUUUUCCACGAAUGUAAAGUAAACGGGCGAAAGUUUUUAUUAUUUUCAUAUACAAAACUGAAAAACUGAACAAUUUGGGGCAAGCGUAACAAAACACCAUAUUAUAUAUACCUAUAUACACACACGGGAGAACUUUUAGAGAAAUAUUCAAUGGCGUAAAUUAGUCAAAUAUUAUACAUAUAUACCAAGUCCAGUCCAUUUUUGAUGUUGUAGAGAGAACAGAAAACAAAAACCGAAAAAAUUACACAAGAAAUAUUGUAGAACUUUACGAAUUUAAAUCUUAAAAUUGAUAUGUAUAUGUAUGUGUAUGUGUGUGUUGAGGGCGAUGAACUUUUCGAUAAAUUUAGAGCAACCCAUAGACCAGUCUAAAUGUGCUUAGAUAUCGAUAUAGAUGUACUGCAAACCAAAAGUCAGUUAGUUUACUUUACCAACUACGGAGCCGGAACAAAUCUUAGGAGCGAAAAUAUGGGAUAACGAAAUCGGUUGCUUAUGAACUUAUUUUAUAGUUAAAGAUCGGGUGGGCUCGUAGUGGUUCCAGCCAGCAGCCCCAAAAAUGUGAGCAAGAUUGUAUAUACGUAUAAUGAAAUUUUUAAGCGAAAUGCGAGAUACAAAAUGCAAGCAAAUUCCAAAUAAUAGAAAAACAAAACAAAAAACCAAGCAAAACUUAAGUGUAACGAUAAACCCCACAUCUAAAUGCAGCAAAAAUACAUACAAGCGAAACAAACAUUUUUUGUAUAGAAUAUCCAUAUGAAAUAUGACAACAAAAACAGUGGCAAAUUAGCAACUUAAAACAAAUUUAUACACGUAAAAGCAAGAAGCAAGCGAAAAAAGUAAAUUAAAGAUUAAUGUUAAACACUAAAAACAAAUUACUAUAUAUUCUAUAUAUGUAAUCUGUAUAUGUACUAUAUAUAACUAUAUAUAUACGCCUAGAUAUACAAAACCAGAAAACUAUGCUUAAAACUCCUAACUUCUAAACAUUAAAAAAAAACGCAACAAAAAAGGAAAAAGAAAAACCCCCAAAAACAAACUAAAAGCUGGAAAAACUCCUUAAAGCCUAGCCGUUAAUGAAAAUUCAAGAAGCGCAGACCUACAACAAAACAGAAAAAAAUUAUACACGCAUAAAGAUAACGAUAAAGAUAAAUAUUAAUAUUUAAGGCACUCUAUACAUACAAAAAAGCUAUGCAUAAUGAAUAUUUAUUUUAUUUGUACAUUUCAUUAUAAUAAAAUAAACUGAGUAGAAGGGAGGAUGAGAUGAGUAGGAUGAGAGUAUGUGGGGGUUUUGAGUGCGAAACCCCGGAGAACCAGAAGAACUUUAUGUAAUGUUUUUAGAAUGUAUGUUCCGUUAAAAACUA